UAGAGAAUUGUAACCCUAAAACUAAAACGAUUGUGCCGCUGCCUAUCCAUCUCUCACUCUGAAGUCUGAACUGUACUGAGUCUCUUACCUCUCUCUUUACGCAGCACCAGGCGGAGGCAGGCGGAGAGGCAGUUGACUUCGAUCAAUCUUCAGGUGCGGUGAUGUACUCCCGGCUUCGGUCGAAGCUCUCCAGUCUCCAGUCGGUCUCGGUCGUGACUCUCGGACUCAGCUUCAGGCGGCAGGUGAAGGGCUCCCAUUUUUGCAUAUGGUGAACUUUUAAGUUUCAGCUUGCUCCCAUUUGGUUCGCCUUUCUCCAAAUUCUGUUUCAACCUCUUAUGUGUGCACACAACAGGAGACUCAAAAGCAAAAAUGACAGUUUUGAAACGUUACGUGCUGCGGUUGUUCAUGUCGUUGAAAUACAUCACAGCAAAUGUAGUUGACAGAAACAAUGGGCGGAUCAUUGCGACGGCAUCAACGGUCGAACAUUCAAUCAAGAACUCGCUUGAGUGCGGUCGUUCUUGCAAUGCAAAGGCUGCCACAGUUGUGGGGGAGGUGUUGGCUAUGCGGCUGAGGGUGGAAGGCCUUGACCAGGGACAAGGAAGAGGGAUUCAUGUUGAUGUAAAUAAGGAGGUUGAGAAGAAAGGUUUCAAGAAUCGUACCAAAGUUUGGGCUAUUGUUAAUGCACUUAAAAACAAUGGUAUCAAACUCGUUCUGGAAGAUAAUGUUAAAGAAGAAAAUCCAUCCCACCCAAGUUUCUAAACAUUGCCUACUUAGUUUGGAGUUGGCCACUUUUUAUUUCUUCUGUCUAUAUUUGUCAGUUCCUUUUGUAGUGAAAAGCUUUCUAAAUUUAAUGCUUUGGGGCCUUUUGGUAAA
Humulus lupulus (European hop) is the source of this 873-nucleotide messenger RNA. RefSeq lists its product as uncharacterized. The coding region runs from base 370 to 759 and encodes 129 amino acids. Gene Ontology annotation, biological process: translation. The transcript is spliced from 2 exons. Gene Ontology annotation, cellular component: ribosome. NCBI's taxonomy places the organism in Eukaryota, Viridiplantae, Streptophyta, Magnoliopsida, Rosales, Cannabaceae. The record is from RefSeq and is a predicted model, not a curated record. Gene Ontology annotation, molecular function: 5S rRNA binding; structural constituent of ribosome.